This is a messenger RNA of Centruroides sculpturatus (bark scorpion), 4466 nucleotides long. Its product is annotated as complement C3-like. Gene Ontology annotation, molecular function: endopeptidase inhibitor activity. Bases 314 to 4366 code for a protein of 1350 amino acids. The transcript has 34 exons. Gene Ontology annotation, cellular component: extracellular region. The record is from RefSeq and is a predicted model, not a curated record. NCBI's taxonomy places the organism in Eukaryota, Metazoa, Arthropoda, Arachnida, Scorpiones, Buthidae.
AAAAUGGACUCUGCUUUUAGUCUUCUUUAUCCCUGUUGCGCUUACCUGCCAAAAAAGUAACAACAAGCCUACUGUUAGAGAAUACGAAGGGAGAAUUUUUAUUGCAGCUCCUAAAAAAUUAGCUUUAGACACAAACAUAACAUUAUACAUCGUAGCGUAUAAUGUUCCUGAGAAUGAAGUACUAGACCUUACAAUAAAGGACUAUCCUGGAAGGACAAAAGUUAUUACAUCCAACAUAGUUGCUUUACAAAAUGGAGUUCCAGUUCCCGUAGACAUUAAUUUGCCUUCCGAGGAACUUCUCAAUUACGUCGAGAUGAGUAUAUUUGGUACAGCAUACUUACAUGUUAUUGUGGAAGCAAAAAUAGAAGAAAAAUUUAAAACAGAUAUGAAAUUACCUAUUGACUACAGUAGAGGCUACGUUUUUCUUCAAACGGACAAACCUAUUUAUACUCCACGACAAACAGUACAAGUUCGAAUUAUUCCAUUGAACGAAAAGAUGUUACCAGAAAAUUAUAAUCUUCGAGUACAGAUAAAGAAUCCUCAAAAUAUUAUUGUUCAAGACACUCUUAUCAGAGAUCCAUGGAUUCUAUCCUCGAGUCAAUUUCCUAAAAUGAAUUUUACCUUCCCUCCAUUCCCCAUGUUAGGAAAAUGGAGUGUAUCAGCUUUGUAUGGAAUUCAAUUUCAGAAACAGUCAUCUGUGUCAUUUCACGUUGAAGAAUACAUAUUACCAGUAUUUGCUCUGAAGGUUCGAGUGUCGAGUGCGAUUUUGUCUAAAGAUGGAAAUAUUAAUAUUACUGUAGGGGCAAACUAUAUACAUGGAUCGGAUUUUCAUGGAAAUAUAGAGUGCAAAUUAAACAUUGUGACUCAAGGAAACCAGAUAAUUCCAGCAGGAGUUAAAACUGCUGAACUUUACAAUACAGAAAAAAGGAUUUCAGUAACUGCUGAGGAACUUUUAAAAGAAGCACAACUUGAAAAUUUUCCAUUUAACAGCGAAUUAUCCAUUAAUGUUUCUGUAACUGAUACAGCAACAGGAAUAACAGAAAAAGCAGAAGAAGAUCGUAUUAAAUUAGCUCUACCUCCGUAUCGUAUAUCACUUAAGUAUAUGCUGUCCUACUACAAACCAGGAUUUUCGUAUGAAAUAGUGGCUGAUAUCUUUUACUUAAAUGGCAAACCAGCAGAGGAAAUUCCCGUUAUAGUUAAUGUUACAGAUUCUAAUGAUAAAAAAGUAAUUCUAUCAGAGACAAAACAUGUAACUAAUGAAAACGGUCGUGUCAUUUUCCACGUCAUUCCACCUAGAGAUAUUAACUAUAUGAAUAUUGAUGUAAGAACAAAUGACAACAGAUACGAAAGUGAACAGCAAGCUUUUGCAAUACGAAGAAUAUAUAAAUUUGCUUCCAAUAAUUUUAUAUCGAUAUCGAGAACACAAUCAACGAGGAAACUAAAAAUUGGAGAAAAUUUUGCUGCAACCGUUUUUACUAAUCCACCAGAUCAAUUCGAAAAUAUAUUUUACGUAGUUAUGGCUCGUGGAAGAAUUCAGCUUAUGAGACCUAUAAACACAGAAAAAUCAUACCAAAAGCAAUUGGAUUUUAUCGUUACGAGCGAAAUGGCACCAAUUGUAAGAGUUGUAGUAUUCUCUCUAUUCAAUAGAGAACUAUUUGUCGAUUCCGUAAAAAUUGAAGUGGAAGCAGACUGCGACAAAAAAUCUAAGGUCAUAAUAUCACGCAACGUAACUUAUGCUGAUCCAGGUACCGCUGAGCAAAUUGAACUGAAAGGAAAACCGAAGACGAAAGUAGGAUUAAUUGGUGUGGAUAAAGCAGUGUAUUCACUAAAGAAUGAAGAUAGACUUACAAAAGAAAAAAUAUUUAAAAAAAUAGCUACGUCUGAUUAUGGUGCUGAAGUAGCAGAAGGAAUGAAUUCUUUAGACACUCUUUCCAAUUCUGGUUUAGUUCUUUUUGGGAAUUUUGAAGUAGAAAAUACGUACAAUGAAGACAUAGGAAUUACAUACUUUAGUAUACUUCCUGAUUUAAACGAUUUUUUUACAUUUGAUCUGAUUGAUGAAAGUACUGAACACUCAAUCCCAGUACGAAGUGAUUUCAGAGAGACUUGGUUAUUCGAAGAUUAUGAAAUCGGGAGUGAUGGAACUAGAAAGCUUCGUCCGAAAUUACCAGACAGCAUCACAAAAUGGGAGUUACAAGUUGUUAGUUUAUCACCUCAGUGGGGAAUUUGUGUUUCUGAUGUCACAGAAAUCUCAUCAUUGAAAAAAUUUUUCCUUCACCUAAAUAUUCCAUAUUCUAUUGUACGCAACGAACAAUUGGAUCUUCAAGUAACCGUGUUUAACUAUUUAGAAUACCGAAUGCCAGCGAUUGUCUAUAUGUAUGGUGUUAAGGAUCUACUUAGCGGAGCAAGUGAAGGAGAAAAAAGCGAACGAAUAAACAUGACGCUCGAAUCUAACUCUAUAGAAAGGGUGAAUUUUACGAUUGUUCCAUUAGUGGCUAAAGAUUAUGUCAUUCGUGUUGUGGCCAUUUGUCCCGCAGGUGUAGAUGUGGUUGAAAAAAAAUUACAUGUAGUGCCCGAAGGUAUUACUGAAGAAUUGGAUUUUGUCAACACUAUAGACCCAACAAAUCAACAGAAAAGGAAAAAAGAAAUACACAUUGUUUCUGACGUUUUAAGAGAUAUGAUAUUUGCAUCGGAGCAGCGACAACAGAUGAUAUUUUAUGUUCAUCCCAGAAGAAAUUAUAUUCCUGGAACCGAGAUGCUCAUUUUAUCUGUAAUUGGUACUGAAUACGGUCCUACAGCUCAAACAGUACUAAUCGAUCCAAAAGACUUAAUUAGAAUGCCCACUGGCUGUUGCGAGCAAACAAUGACUUACUUAGGUCCAACUCUAUACACUUUAAACUUCUUGAAAAGUAAAGGGAAAAUUGAUCUGGAAACAGAAGAAAGGUUAUAUGACUUCGUGGGUGAAGGAUAUAGAAGAGCAUUAACAUUUAGAAACGAAGAUGGUUCAUUCUCUCUGUGGCCACGAAAACCUUCAAGUGUUUGGUUAACGUCGUUUGUUACGAAAAUAUUCUGUCAAGCCAGCAAACUAAUUUACAUAGACAAAAAUGUCAUCUGCAAAGGAAUGGAAUGGAUAACUUAUAAACAAAACUCUGAUGGCUCGUUCGAAGAUUAUUAUCCCGUUAUAAGAACUGAUAUAAUGUACGGAAGCGAUGGAAAAAUCCCUAUGACUGCAUUUGUUCUAUCUGUAUUGCAAGAAUGUAAUUGUAGUUCAGUAAAUAUAAACGAUGUACAACUGAAAGCGAAAUCAUUUCUGGAAAUGCAGUAUGAAACUGAAACCAUUGAUGAUCCAUACGUUAUGGCAUUAACUGCUUAUGCAUUUGCUGCAACAAAUAGUAAGAAAAAACUAGAAGCAAACGAAAUGCUCUUAGAAAUGUCAACUUAUAAUGAAGGACUAAAUCAAAGAUAUUGGGACAGAUCUUCGAUAACUGAAUCAAUAGAAAUUGCUGCUUACGGGCUUCUAUCCCAACUGCAAUUAAAAAAUAUGACAACCGCUCGUUCAAUUGUUAAUUGGUUGAAUAUACAACGACUGGAUGGAGGAUACUUCCCUUCUAGUCAGGCUACAGUGAUUGCAUUACAAGCACUAUCAGAAUAUUUAAUAUCAUCCAAACGCCAAGACAUAAAUCUAACGUUAAGUAUUUCAACGAGUCAUGACAGAAGCAUGGUGAGAACACUACAAAUUAACAACGAUAAUGCCUUAAUCCUUCAACAAAUCGAGAUAAAUAAAUUAGGUGGAUAUCUGUAUGUCAACGCGAGUGGAAAGGGUGUUGGAUUCUUAUCUAUGAGAAUGAAAUAUAAUAGAGAAGAUAUGGACAGGCAACCCUGUAAAUUCCAGACUACGGUAGAUGUUUCUGAAGUAAAAGAAAAUUUAUCAAUGAACGCAACUAUUGCUCAUUACGAAAAAGAACAUAAAACAGAAGUAUCCAGACUUGAUUGUAUCAGAAGAAAUUUAAACCGAAAAUUUACUCUUAAGAUAAAAAUUUGUACAACAUACUUUUUCGAUAUAUACUCCAAUAUGACGAUUAUUGAUGCAGCAAUAUUUAGUGGAUUUAAACCAGUUAAAGAAGAUUUAGAAAGAGUAAUAAAUGAUAUAACAAAUCCUGUUGAUUUUUACGAAGUAGAAGACAGAAAUAUAAUAUUCUAUUUAAGUUAUUUUACACCUAAAUCUACUGUUUGUUUUGAAUUCCGCGUUGUAAGAGAUUAUAUUAUUGGGAACGUGCAGUCCGGUGUUGUCCAAGUAUACGAUUAUUAUAAAUAUGGUGGUUAUGAUACAAAGUGCACCGUAUUCUUCAGUCCAGAUACUUGCAAAUAAUGAAAAUAUCCCUGUUUUAAUGAUACAUAUUAGUAAAUCAAGCUCUUCGUACCACUUAAAAAAUAUUUUACCAAGUUGUUUAAUAAUAUCAAUGUGUUCU